GUUUGUUUUUAUUUAUUGACUUUUUGGCACAGAGUCCUCUUUUUCGUUCUCCCUCACUACCCUCAAUACGCGAUGAAUUCCCCUUGGGAUGCCCCACCUUCAGGUGGUGGUUGGAACAUGCCAGUAGCGGCAGCGUCUGACAACAUGUCUACCGACUUUAAUAACGAUUGGACUCAAAUGGCAAAAAAGAUGGAGGCUUCCAUGAUUUCUGAAAAUGUCAAGCAUUCUCAUUCAAAUGAUGAUGUACAAGAAAAGUCUUCAUUUACCUCAGAAAAGGCUUCGUUUGCUCCAGAAAAGGCUUCGUUUGCUCCAGAAAACUCUUCGUUUGCUCCAGAUCUUGAUGAACCACCCGCAGAGAAGCUUGAGGAUGUUUGGCCUUUGUUUCUAGAAGCUGAUAAGACACGCGACUUGGACGAUGUGAAACCAAUGUUGGGACGAAUAUGUGAUUUAUAUAGGGGAAGGAGCUGGAGAGACUUGGAAGAGAAGCUUCGAGCAGAUAAUUGCAACACCUAUUUGGUAGCCACGAAUGAGCCUGUUGGCUUUGGGUAUACACUUGUUAAUCUUAAAGGUGAGCCUAGACAGGAGUUUCGUGUUAUUCCAUCCUUUAUCAAGCCUGGAACCGUAAAGAGAGGCCGCAUGUCCAUCGGGAUGCCGUAUUCCGAGAUGUCAUAACUGUAAACAGGAAGGCCAUGUAGUCUCUGAA
Molecule: messenger RNA, 703 nt
Organism: Lobosporangium transversale
Lineage: Eukaryota; Fungi; Mortierellomycota; Mortierellomycetes; Mortierellales; Mortierellaceae
Exons: 5
Coding region: 73-672 (199 amino acids)
Source: RefSeq, a predicted model, not a curated record